AUGACAGCCCGGAGCCUGAAGCGUGUGUCUCGAUCCAGCAGUGACGUCUCCCGAUUAAGAAUUCCAUCAACGUCCUCUUCUGAGGGAGGGCGGAGGCGCAAGCCCAGCGCGGCGGAACGUCUGUUCGGUGGUGGUGGUGGGAUAUCACGCAGUGCCGUGGACCUGAGAACCCUCGGUCAACACGACCAGUCCGGCCGAUCUAAAACUUCUAAGGGCACUACUUCCAUCCUCAAAAAGCCCAGGAAGACAAAACCUCGGCCAGACUUCUCGGCGCCAGUUGAGCCGUUCCACGGCACCACUGAUCUGGAGGUGUCACCGCCAGAGAACAGCCCCAAGAUCUUUGAGACAGACAUCGAGCCAGUGGAGUUUGAUCUGGACUGGAACAGAGAGCUGUUACCGCCCUCCAAGACGGUGCUCAUCCCUGAGCGCUACGUGUCGGACACAGAGUCGGAGGACUCGCUAACCCCCGAGGAGCAGGCACAGCGCAGACGCAAGGCAGCCAAGUUCCAGAAGCUGCUGUCCAAUUACAGCAUGCAGGACCUGUCUAAAGCCAACUCAGAGAGAGAGAAGAAGGACCGCGCCCACAUCCUGUCCAUGCAGGCCGCCCUCGCCUCACAGGUCACAAGGGAGAGCCGCAAGCUGGCGCGCUCCCCGCACCUGGAGCGUAAAACGUUCGCGGUGCCUGAGGACAGGGGCACCUAUCUCUAGUGUAGCGUAUCUGCUCACUGUAGAUACUCUCAUAGCAGGGCAAUUCAACCCUCUUUAGCCGCGCAGUCACAUUCUUUGUAGAUCGUUGUACAAUUUUUGUAUUGUAGGAAGUUCAUGCAGGUGGCGACAGAGUCAACCACCAUCAAGGAUCUAAGACAACCUUUUUGGUAAGAGGACAGCUGAAUUUUAAAUUACACAUGCACAACUAUACUGACAAUGCCUUCAGUCAGUUUGUCAUCGUACAAUGAUCAUAUGAAGAAUAUGACUGCUUCCGUAGCUUUAACUACUGUUGUUGCUAAAUCUUGGAGACAUCGAGGGAUCUUGACACAAAACAAGAUGCAACUUCUGUUGUAAAUUCAGAUUUUAAUCCUUCAAGAAAUUUUUUACGACUGGAAAGCCUGAAUACUUGAAUCUUCAAUUACAUGUAUGUGAAAAUGGCAGCUUGAAAUCAUUUUGAGAGAAUAGUUGUUAUUCUUGCACUUAUUCUAACAAAUAAAAAUCAUAUACAUGUAUUCAAUACAAACUCAAGGGCUCAUCUUAUAGUGCAAGGGACCAAUGAUCAUACAUGUAAAAUGUAUACUAGUAUAUUGGGUAGAGUGAAAUGAACAGAAAAAAAUAGAAGCUGUUAUUAAUGUUAAAAAUAUCAUUCUACUUUUAUCAGUAAGUAGAUAAACUAGAAGAAGUUUUUCUUUUGAGGGAAGGAUAUAUUUUAAUUUGAAAAGAAUGGUUGAAAAUGGUUACCAUAGAAAUUCUGUUAAACUAAGAGGUAAAUAAUGGAGAUAAAUAUUAUGUAAAAUAAUCUGAUUGUGGAUUGAGUACAUAAGACUCUGCUAUGUAUACAACAUGUAGUUUAUGGUUAUUAACAUGAAAAAAAUCUCUGGAAUGCCACAAGGAGCUAGGACUUAGCAAACACAUCCAUUCCCAAGUGCCAUUAUAGAGUAGAACUGCAAUUGCCCUGACUUGCUUCUAGCAUUGCUUUAAUGCUCUUACUUAUGAUGCUUCAUCAGCCUCCUUUCAAGCAAUAAAAGCAAGUGGUCCAUAGUUGUAAGUUUUGUAUGGAUGGAACUGGUCCUGACCAAUAACAAGGCGGAACAAGGAGUUUCUUACUUACAAGACUUUUGAUCGCAUGAUGAGGCAAAAUAUAAACUUUGAUGACAUUUCUAUAGAUGUGAACCUAAUACAUAUAUAACACUACAGUUGUAACAUAUUCAGUAUGUUUUAAAGUAGUGAAUUUGAUCAUUUGUAUAUCAUGUUUGACAGUGUUGUCAUGUAUGCUGUUGAUGCAUAUUAAGGUUGAAUAGAAACAUUUUAACUUGUUGUCAAACAUCACUACAGAGCAUAAUUCAAAACUCUGGCCUAGGUUGCAAAGCUCUAUGUUUGUAAAAGACCAAGAUUGUGCUGCUCCGAAUUUUGUUGAAAAACAAAUCCAAAAAACAUUUAAAUGCAUUGAUGUGGCCUUAGUCUUUCAAUGUGACAAAGAUAAGCUUACUCUGUAAUGGUAGAUGUAUAUCAGGGUACUAAUCUUGUAUAAAACCAGUACUAGUAGUGAUGAGAAAAGUUGUAUUGAUAUAAUUCUGAAUGCAAACCAAUUACAAGGAAAUGCUGAAAAUCUUAUAGUUUGUAGGAGUGAUGUCCUCAAGCAAGACCAACUACUGUAAAAUCAAACAUGACAUUGUGGCGUUGUCAAGGAAUAACAGCAAAUUCUAAACUUGGUGUCAAGAUUGAAAUGUUCUUAACCAAAUAAUUGUACUUAAGGUACUGCCAGUGUUAACCCUGGGGAAGCAUUUGAAUAUCUAUGAAAAUAUUGUGUCAAGUAAAAGAAAGUUGUAGGCUAUUGAAAAAUGAUUCUAUGUAGAACUGCUGGUUCAAUUGAUUAGCCUUAGUGUGCACAGCAAUCUAUAUCGAUUCUUGUGAUUUCACAUUCGUCAGAAAAGAAACAAAUUGUUAUAAAAGCGCUAAAUCAAAUGUAGCUUAUUAAAUGUAACAUUUGUCAUACUGAAUUUUAGAGGUAUAUUGGGACCACCAUGUAGAUAGCUGUGUGCCCCCAGGGUUUUCACUGACAUGCGCAUUACCUGUAUAUCUAUAAACUAGAAGACUAUAGAGAAAGGAUAUAUUUGUAUUAUGUAUGGAUUUUAUGUGAUAACUAGAGCUUAAGGUACAUGCGUAUGGGCAGACUGUACUUAUUUUUAACAAAGCUUGCCAUUUUUUAAAAAGAUAUUCUAAAAUCUGAAAAAAAAUGAAAUGGAAAUGAAUUGUAGAUAUAAAGAUGCUUUAUUUAUAGGUGCAGGAAGAUGGAUUGGAUUGUGUGAAUGUUUUGUAAAAUGGUUCUCGUAGAGGACACUUUGGGAGGUUUCUAUUGUAGACUAAGGACAUUAAGUGCUGUUAAGAUUGGAAUGAACUUAUAGAUGUAUUUAUUAGGUGGUUGGAAGUGCCUUAGACAGUUUUAUCUGAAAGAAGAACAGCUUUUAAACUGCCAGUGAAUGUAUACAAUAGUACGAGUAGCUACCGUUUAAUUUCUGACAUGAUUGUUCAUUCAAGAUUGUUACUUUGGUGCAGGAAAUGGACAGAACAACCCCCUUGGCUAACAUAUUAAUGGUAUGUUCCAUGAGGCCAGGUCAGAAAUGAGCCAGUUGUCCAUAGUUGCACCAGGAGAAAAGAUGUGAUGAAUGUUUACAGGGGUUAUAGAUGAUGUACUGAGUAAGGGACCGCUCAAUUGUAGCCCUGUUCUUGCUGACUUCUUGUUUGUCGUGAAGUAGAAGUGUCGAGGAAGAAGCAGCUGUUUUGUAAUAUAUUAAUUCUCCCUCUUG
Branchiostoma floridae (Florida lancelet) is the source of this 3515-nucleotide messenger RNA. RefSeq lists its product as uncharacterized. The coding region runs from base 1 to 708 and encodes 235 amino acids. NCBI's taxonomy places the organism in Eukaryota, Metazoa, Chordata, Leptocardii, Amphioxiformes, Branchiostomatidae. The record is from RefSeq and is a predicted model, not a curated record. The transcript has 5 exons.